AUGUUGACCAAGAUACUGUUCCUCAUCGGCGUCUACACUGCGAGUAUGUUCAACGUCGCUGAAGCACUAACAAAGGGUCAUGAUUUGUCAUUUGUUACACUCAUGGAAACCAAGCAAGGUGCUAACUGGAUACCUACAUCGGGUAAGCAUACUAGUAUCGAAUCCAUCCUCGGCGCUGGAGGCAUGGACACUGUGCGGCUUCGUCUUUGGACGUCCGGUGACUACGACUUGGACUAUACGCUAGCUCUUGCGCAGCGGCCUUUUACAGCCGGUGGUGUGAAGCUCACAAUUCUGUCUCUUGGCAAUAAAAUCGCCGGUGGAUUUCUUUUUCCCAUGGGUAAAAUCAACGGUGACUUCAAAGCUUUCGCUACCUUGUGGAAGGCGGCGCGUCAGGGUGUGACAGACGCGGUGUCUGCAGGCACUUCAAGACCGAAAGUCAUGAUACACCUGGAAAAUGGAUGGAAUUCAAACAAGGUGUUACCGUUCUUCAAAGGACUCUUUGCUGAAGGAACGGUGACGCAGAAUGAUGUGGACGCGUUUGGCUUUUCGUUCUACCCAUUCUACAAUACAGAAGGCAACACUUGCCGCGCUCAAGUCUUCUCUAACGGAAAUGGCCAAUACCUACGACAUCGCCAUCUACGUCGUAGAGACCAACUGGCCGACGAAGUCACGAAAGUCAAAAUGAGUGCAGAUUUCCCAGUGAGCGCCGAGGGCCAAGUCGCAUGGGUGGCUGCCAUCAUCGACAUUCUAGAGCGCUUGCCCAAUAAGUUGGGUGCUGGUAUUUUUAACUGGGAACCUGGAUACCUUUCGGUGGCGGGUCUUGGUAGUUCGUGUGAGUCUGCUCUACUCUUCAGUGUCAAUUGGGACAAGUGGCCGGAGACGGACGCAACUGCACUCUCGUCCGUCACUAUGUUCGCAUGA
Molecule: messenger RNA, 921 nt
Organism: Peronospora belbahrii
Lineage: Eukaryota; Oomycota; Peronosporomycetes; Peronosporales; Peronosporaceae
Source: the annotation of a GenBank genome assembly